AUGCACCAUCUUCCGCAGCAACCGCAAGCAGCAGCAGCAGCAGCAGCGGCAGCAGCAGGAGCAUCAGGAGAUUCCGAAGCAUCUACAAGGGCAGGAGAGUUGUGUGGAGGAAAAUGCCGUCUGCUGCAGCUGCCUCGUUGGCUGUUGCUGCGUAUAGCGAGAUAUCUGUCUGCUCGCGAUUUGCUGCACUUCGAAGGCUGCUGCCGCAGCAUGAGGGAAGUAGGCAAGACUUGGGAUGGCCUGUGGAGGCAUCGUAUCAUUUCCGACUUUGUACGGAGGUAUGAGAGCCUCCCUGCAGCUUUGGGUAUAUCAGGGAGUGCCCCUUGCUCUUGUCAUAUUACAGGAGGCGGCUGUCGUUCUGCUGCUGCUGCUGCUGCUGCUACUACAGCUGCAGCUGCCUGCAGCAGCACAGACGACCCUCUUGGGGGGCCCCCAUCCAGCACUCCACGCACAUCACCAACAGCAGCAGCAGGAGCAGCAGCAGCAACAGCAGCUGCUGCUGCUACGGGUUUGAAUAGGAACGGAAGCCCCUCUGUGCCUCAGUGGCCUUAUGAUGACGGGGCUCCCUCUGUGCGUCGCAGCACUGCAUACACCUUAGGUUUACAUCCUUUUACUUGGCGAGUAUUAUACUUUAGAGUUUGUAUGCUGUUGAACAAUUUAAAGGGAGGCAUUGCACACCGACGAGUAUUAGAGAAGGCCCUUAAACCCCCAGCAGAUACAACAGUAGAAGGAGGUGUAUGCAUUACUCUAGACUGCAGACGCCUUCUCUGGUGUAACGGGCAGCAGCUGCAGUGCGUAGAUCUCGAUCUCGGCUGUCUCCUUUGGUCUUCUCCUCUCCCAACUGAACCAAACAACCUGCACGAGCAGCAGCAGCAGCAGCAGCAGCAGCAGCAGGUGCAGGUGGAGCAGCAGCAACAGGUAGACGAGCAGGAAGGAGGUGCUGUGUUUCCGUCUUUAUCUGCUGUUGCUGUUGAUGCUUCUGCUGCAGCUGAUGCUGCUGCAGCUGAUACUGCAGCAGCAGCAGCAGCUGCUGCUGCUGCUGCUGCUCCUUUAGGGGGAGUGUUGUACUCAGGUUCCCUUGGGUCUUCUCAAGGCUGGCGAUGCAGAUGUUAUGUAGUAGCGAGUGCAAGCCACGCCUUUUGCUUCGUAGGGGGGCGUCUGCAUGCAUUUUGUUUGCACUCGGGUUUAGUAGUUCGGGAGGUUAACUUGGGGCUGUCACCGCAGCAAGCAGCAGCAGCAGCUUCUCCUUUACCUGUUGAUGUAUGCCAUCGUAACAAUCAGUUUGUCUUCAUCUCUCGUCUUAGUGCUUGCUUCUUUAACAGCGAGACCUUAGACCCUUUAUUUACGCUGCAGCAUCUCUGCACUCUCCCGCUGCUGCGCAUGCAUCAGCAGCAGCAGCAGCAACGCAGAGCCUACUGGGGGGGAGAGCGAAUAGAGGGGCCCCCUAUACACCUCGAGGAUUGCUUCGAUUUCUGCUGGGCAGGGGCUGCAUGCGGCGGUAGACCUCUUCAUAAAACCGUUAACUGGCAGCUGCAGCAGCAGCAAAAACAGCAGCAGCCGCAGCAGCAGCAGCAAGAGUAUAGGAGUAGCCAAUUGCAGCCUACAGAUAUGUGCGGUUGCUUCUGCCACCUAAACGGCGCCGAGAGAAACGCCGAUGCAUGCGAAGCUCGGGGCUGCUGGGACGGCUGGAGCAGCAGCAGCAGCAGCAGCAGCAGCAGUGGAAUGGGUGGGGGGUUGUUUGCUUCGCGGCGCUGCAACGACAAAGAGAUGCAGUGCAGCAUUCAGUGCUGCCGAUUGCGCUGUAGGCAUAUCGUUACAUGGCACUCAGGGAAGAGCAGGCGGCUGCUUGUGUGGUCUGCUGGUGCUGCUGCUGCUGCUGAUGCUGGUGCUGGUGGUGCUGCUGAUGCUGCUGCUGCUGCUGCUCCAUCAAGGCCUUCCGCUCGCCUUGUGUAUGUACUCAAAGGCCACCAGCAGCCGCUGCUGCGGGUGCGGCAGCAAACAGAUUGCAGAGAUCUGCAAGAAUAUUUUCUUGCUUCUUUAGAUAUAGGGGGGACGGUGCGUAUAUGGCAUUCUGCUGCAUUCCCGCCAAGAGAAUCUGCUGCUGCUGCUGCUGCUGCUGCUGCUGCACGAGCAACAGAAACAGACCCGGAUAUCGCAGCAGCAUGGGAGCACCAGCAGCAGCUGGAGCAGCAGUUGGUGCAGCAGCAGCAGCGACGACAGACGCAGCCUGAAAGUGGCAGGAGCAGCAGAAGCAGCAGCAGAUAUUCAUCCCCUCUUGUCUCUGAGGAAGAAGAAGAAGAAACAGCAGCAGCAGCAGCUGUGGGGUGUAUAGCCAUCAUCCCUUCUCUUGACAGCUUCUGGAUCCACCGCAUUUCUCUUUCUUGUCACGGCCUUCUUACUCUCUGCAGACGCAUGCAGCCCCAGCAGCAGCAGGGGCAGCAGCAGCAGGGGCAGCAGCAGUUACAGUUACAGCAUCAGCAAGGGGAGCAGCAGCUGCUGUUGCUAUGGAAGCUGCAUGCGCCUUCUCUCUCCUCUCUUCGAAGCAGAAAGCAGCAGUUUGCUGCUCCUCUCUCUCUUCUUGACUGGGGAUCGUGCGAUCCCGACUGGCUGUGGCAGCAAACGCUGCUGUCUUGGCAGCAAACUGGCAGCAACACUGAGCCCUGCGCCUUUAUGCAGAAGGUUGCAUUCGUUCUUAGGGAAAAGCGAACGGAUGCUGCUGCUGCUGCUGCUGCUAAUGCUGCUGCUGCUAGUGCUAAUGCUGCUAAUGCUAAUGCUAAUGCUGCUAAUACUAAUGCUAAUGAGGCUGUUACUGCUGCUAUAGCUGCUGCUGAUAAUGAUGCUGUUAAUGCUCAGGCUGCUCCGAAUGCUGCUGCUGCUGCUGCUGCUGCUAAUGCUACGGGAGUUCAUGGGGAUGUUCCUGCUGUACCUGCAACUCUCGGUGCUGUUGGUGAUCCAGCAGCAGCUUGUGUUGUUGCUGCUAGAGAUGAGGCAGCUGCUGCACCUCCUGCCUUGCGUCUAGCGGGCACACCUCCUGCUGCAGGGACAACUGCUGCUGCUAAUGCUGCUGCUGCUGCUGGCUUGCUUGAGGAGGCAGUUCCCUCUACUGCUGCCGCUGUGGCUAGCGUUCCAUUGGCAGCUGGUUUUGCUGCAGCUGCAGACGCUGCAGCAGCAGCAGCAAUCUCAGCUUCAUUUGCUGCUCCCCAUGAUUCCGUUGCAGCUGCUGUUGCCGAAGCUGCACCUAAUGCAGGAGCAGCAGCUCCAGCAGACACAACAGCAGCAGCAGCAACGGCAGCAGCAGCAGCAGCACGUGAUCUUCAGAUGUUUGAAUCGAGCAGAGAGGGAAGCGUCAGCUCAGCUGAUGGCGAAGGACCAUCGCUGCUGCUGCGGAGCCAGGGCAGCGAGGACAGCAGCAGCAGCAGCAGCACCAGUUGCUGCAGUUCCUCCCUCAUAGGCCUUUCAAGCAUGGGAUCGAUGACUACACACACAGGGUCCCGCAGGGGCAGCUCCCUUGAAGCAGACAGGAGCAGGUUUGGCAGCAGCAGCAGCAGCAGGAGCAACAUCAGCAGCAACAACAACAGCAGCAGCAGCAGCAACAGCAACAGCGACACCGGCAGCAGCAACACGGGUGGCAACAGCACCAGGCGUCAGGGGGAAGGAGCGGCACUCCUUGGAAGCAGGCAGGCAUCCACCGCUGACCCCACAGUCCGUAGCAGCAGCAGCAGCAGCAGCAGUGGCAGCAGCAGCACUCUUCGCAGCCCUUCCAGCAGCAGAAACAGCAGAGGAGGGAGCAGGAGCAGCAGGCGCAACAACACCGCCACCAACAACAACAAUAACAGCAGCAGCAGCAGCAGCAGCAGCGAGGACAUAAGUAUGCGUCGCAUAUCGGUUUGCGGUGUAUAUACACUGCCGAAGAGCGCUUUCUUUGCAGAGUUUAGUGCCAAGGGGUUAAUUUCAGUGUUAUGUGGUGAAGAUGAAGGCGGAGGAACAACAGAAGCAAACAACAGCAUGCUGAGUGCUGAAGCCUUCCCGCCCCGUGCGCCUCAUUAUAAUCCUUUUAAGCGCUGUCUCUCUGAUUGGCUGGUCUUUGAUCUUGAAAGGCUUCAGAGAGAAGAACAAACUGAAAGGGAUGCAGCAGCUGCUGCUGCUGUUGAUGCUGCUGAUGCUGCAACAAGGACACUCCCAGCAGCAGCAGACACACAAACAGCAGAAACUGCUUCUGCUGCUACUGCUGCUGCUGCUGAUGUAGCUUCGCCUGCUGCUGCAGCGGGAAGGGGCAGCAGUGCUGCUGCAGGUGUUGACAUGGAUGUGGAUGAAGCAGCAACUGCUGCUGCUGCAGUUGAGGUUUAUGAUGAGGCAGCAAUUGCUCGGCGGCGUUCUCGCAGCUGCUGGUGGAGACAAAGUGCAGCAGCAGCAGCAGCAGCAGAAAUGCCUUCUCGGCCUCUUCAGGCUUUCUACGAGCCCGCAGCAACAGAGUGGAGGCUGCAGCAGCAGCAACGCGCAGCAGAAGAAACAAGGAAGAAGCAAGCUAUUAAGUCCUACAGAAAAAUCGUACUCUGCUGGAUUGAGAAACAAAGAAGGCGUAGAUACGCCGCAGCAGCGGAGGCAGCCGCAGCAGCAGCAGCUGCUGCUGCUGCAGCGGCUGCCUCUGCCGCUGAGGCUGAGUCUGCCGAUGCUGCUGCUGCACCAACAACAUCCGCUGCUGCUGCUGCAGCAACAACCUCCGCUGCUGCUGCUCCUGCAGGGCGAGAGGAGCAGCAAACGCAAACAGCAGCACAUAUUUCGCGAAGUGCGCAGGCUGCAGCACUUGGAACACCACCCCUCCAGGAAGACCCCAGCAACAGCAGCAGCAGCAACAGCAGCAGCAGCAGCAGGCGGCGGCGACGGAGUAGCGAGCCCAGCAACAGGAGCAGCAGCAUGAGGAGCAGCAGAGUGCGUGCGUCAGUCUCACCUCGCGUGAGCAGCAGCAGCGACAUGAACAACAGGAGCAGCAGCAGGAGCAGCAGCAGGAGCAACAGCAGGAGCAGUAACAGGUGCAGCAUAAGGAGCAGCACAGGUGAGGGUUUGUAUGAGUGGUGGCCUUGGGGUGUAAAGCAGCAGCAGCUGCACCCUCUAUGCAGCGUUGUGUGGGUAAGAGAGAAGGCGAGUGCUUGGGCUUUGAUUGACUGGAAGGUAAUUCAAAUGUCUCCUUCGGGGUCUCUUAUCAUUCUAGAUUUCGCACACCCUGAUGCUUCUCCUGUCUGCCCCUUCGCUUGCCUCUAA
This is a messenger RNA of Eimeria acervulina, 5259 nucleotides long. RefSeq lists its product as hypothetical. The record is from RefSeq and is a predicted model, not a curated record. Gene Ontology annotation, molecular function: protein binding; heme binding; iron ion binding. The transcript has a single exon. Bases 1 to 5259 code for a protein of 1752 amino acids. NCBI's taxonomy places the organism in Eukaryota, Apicomplexa, Conoidasida, Eucoccidiorida, Eimeriidae.